AUGGAGCUUCAUGAUGAUGAUAAGGAUGGUGAUGAUGAUACUAUUAUUUACGAUGGUGAUGGUGAUGCUGAUGAUGAUUAUGAUGUAACUGAUGAUUAUUAUGGUAAUAAUGAUGAUGUAACGGGACCUGCUGAUUAUUAUAAUUAUGAUACUGUUGCUGAUUUCGAUGAUGGUGCUGCUGAUGAUGAUUAUGAUUAUGGUGAUGCUACUGAUGCAGGUAAAGAUUACGAUGAUAUUGCCGAUCAUGAUAAAUAUGAUAACGAUGCUGAUACUGCUGAUGAUAAUUAUGAUGAUAUUGAUUAUAAAGAUACUGGUGUUGGUGAUGCUGCUGCUAAUUAUGGUGGUGAUAAUGCUGAUAACGAUGGUGAUGAUAAUGCUGAUGAUUAUGAUGAUGAUGGUGAUGGUGAAGUGUUGAUCAGUCUGAAAGCUGGCUAG
Bacillus rossius redtenbacheri is the source of this 435-nucleotide messenger RNA. Its product is annotated as prostatic spermine-binding protein-like. The record is from RefSeq and is a predicted model, not a curated record. Lineage: Eukaryota; Metazoa; Arthropoda; Insecta; Phasmatodea; Bacillidae. The transcript has 3 exons. Bases 1 to 435 code for a protein of 144 amino acids.